UUGAGUACAAACAAGAAAAUAUAUGCUAAAAGCUCUUAGGCUAUGGGUUGGAUUGUGUAUUACCUUAUCCUAUCUCCAACAAAAAUAAAAUAAAACCCCUUCUUCUUAUUUUUUUCCUAUUUCUCUCUUUUCCUAUAUCCUCUUAGUUAUACUCUCAAGAACAACAAAGUGAAAAGAAAAAAAAAACAAUGAAUUUUCAUUCAUAAUAUCCUUCUUAUCUUGCUUCUUUUUAAGUUCUCUUCUACCAAUAAAACCCUUCCAUUUGCAUUUUCUUGAUAUAUAUGAAGAUGGAUUUUCAUUAUUCUUAUUCUUCCUCAUGUGAAUAUAUGGGCAUUUGAAAUUCUUUAUUUAUUGCUAGUGUUAUUCAUUUUAUUGAAGAAGAAUUCGAACACGCCGCGUUUUACUGGGAAGUUUGAGGAAGAGAAAUAAUGGCUCCCAAAACAGGAAAAGCUAAGCCACACAAAGCUAAGGGGGAGAAGAAGAAGAAAGAAGAGAAAGUUCUGCCUAACGUUAUAGAGAUAACGGUGGGAACACCUGAAGAUUCGCAAGUGUUGCUUAAGGGAAUAUCAACGGACAAGAUUUUAGAUGUGAGAAAGCUCUUAGCCGUCAAUGUGGAGACAUGUCACGUGACCAAUUACUCCAUGUCACAUGAGGUGCGAGGAACAAGGCUAAAAGAUACAGUGGAGAUUGUGUCGCUCAAACCUUGCCACCUCAGCCUGGUCGAAGGUACUGUUCUCUAUGCUCUCGGUCCCACCUGA
Nicotiana tabacum (common tobacco) is the source of this 758-nucleotide messenger RNA. The record is from RefSeq and is a predicted model, not a curated record. NCBI's taxonomy places the organism in Eukaryota, Viridiplantae, Streptophyta, Magnoliopsida, Solanales, Solanaceae.